Molecule: messenger RNA, 1145 nt
Organism: Daphnia magna
Lineage: Eukaryota; Metazoa; Arthropoda; Branchiopoda; Diplostraca; Daphniidae
Product: coagulation factor IX
Exons: 6
Coding region: 76-1044 (322 amino acids)
Biological process (GO): proteolysis
Molecular function (GO): serine-type endopeptidase activity
Source: RefSeq, a predicted model, not a curated record
AAGACAAUGUCAUAAAUAGGAAACCCACGUUUUUAAAAGGACAUCAUUCAAUCGAGUUCACUUCCUUCAAGAACAAUGAAAUUGACCAUUGCCUACCUUUUCUCCAUCCUUUACCUUAGUGCAGGAGCACCGACUUACGAUGAACGCAUCAUAGGCGGUGGGAUCGCCUCACCUGGGCAAUUUCCGUACAUCAUUUCAUUGACUGAAAACAAUCGACAUUUCUGCAGUGGCUUCAUUUACAGCGAGAAAUGGGUCGUCACGACAGCGUCGUGCAUCGUCGGAAAAAUUGCGAGUAACCUGAAAGUGAUUACGGGACAGCUGGAUUUCACCACACCUGAUCCUCAUGAAGAAAUCCACCCAGUUUAUCGAAUUGUUCCUUUCAGCGAAUACGAUGCCACCAAUCAGCUCCACGACCUCGCCCUUCUUCAGUUGACGAAUAAUAUCAGUUACGUCACUCCCGAUGGAGUUUACUUCAUCAACUACAACGAAGUUGAUUUGACGAACCCAGAGGCCAUAAUCAUGGGAUGGGGUGCCUAUCAGGAAGGAGGAUUUGAAUCGAUUAGACUUCGCUACGCCACGACAGCUAUCCAAAAUGAAAUGGAUUGCGGGGAUUACACCGGCUCAGACUUCCUAUUGGCAACCAUGAUUUGCACAAACGCCGCAACUACUACCUCAGCCACUGCUGGUGCUCCGUGCCAGUACGACCAAGGAUCGCCUUUGGUCCAAUACAUUAACAGCAAACCGACGGUGGUGGGCGUCAUGUCGAAGAACAGAGGCUGUUCUGUGGAUCAAUCCAGCGUGUACACUCGCUUGUCCGUCUACUACUCCUGGUUUCUGAAGACAGCCGGCCAGCAGGAAUUGGAUAAUACCACCGUCACUACCCCGGAGCCUGGAAUUACCAACACAAAUCCUGUGACAACAGCAGAGUCGGUUGUCACGACAGUUACCGAACCGGCCGUUACAACUGCUGAGACGGAACCGGCCGUUACAACUGGGACGGAACCCGAUGUUACAACUGCUGGGACGGAGCAGGAUUCUAUUUAAGUUAGUUGUGAUGUCAACAUUUAUAUUGCAAAUUAUGAAUUGAAAAGAAUGUUCAUGUUGUAUAAUAAUAUAAAAGGGAAUAUAACACGUAUACCACGCAA